This is a messenger RNA of Seminavis robusta, 630 nucleotides long. The record is from the annotation of a GenBank genome assembly. NCBI's taxonomy places the organism in Eukaryota, Bacillariophyta, Bacillariophyceae, Naviculales, Naviculaceae.
AUGAAGACUGGAUUUCCCCCCCCUCGCCUGGUCCUUGUGGUCUCUGUUGCGCUCUUGUCACUUUUCGUGAGCACCGCAUCGGCCCGCACCGUACGAAAACGCAAGCUGGAUCGCGACUACGACCGAACUGACAACAGCCGCGACAGCGAGGACCGAUUCUUUCCCGUCACUCCUGCGGGUGCCAGUGUUCCCGUCACUCCUCCGGUCCCCGAGACGAUUGACGUAGUGGAACGAAUGAUUCGCAAGGGAGGUUUCCAGACUUUGAUCAAGUUGUUGUUUACGGCGGAUUUGGUGGACACGUUGAAGGGUCCCGGUCCGUUUACUGUCUUUGCACCCACCAACCGCGCCUUGCCUUCGGGCCAAGCCUUGGAAGACUUUGUCGUGUCGGAACCCUUGUCGGAAUUGCGCAAUGUGUUGGCCUAUCAUGUGGUUCCUGGAAUCAUCCGUUCGUCCGAUCUGGUGGACGGGGCUCGCUUGAUGACCGUGCAAGGUACGGAGAUUGUGGUGAGCAUUGACAGUACGGGUGCCCGUGUCAAUACAGCCAACAUUUUGAGUGGUGGCAUGCGAGACAUUCAAGCCGACAAUGGUAUCAUCCACGGCAUUGAUGGCCUGUUGAUGGUCUAUAAUUAA